Molecule: messenger RNA, 3630 nt
Organism: Orycteropus afer afer
Lineage: Eukaryota; Metazoa; Chordata; Mammalia; Tubulidentata; Orycteropodidae
Exons: 4
Biological process (GO): virion assembly; DNA integration; proteolysis
Molecular function (GO): nucleic acid binding; RNA-DNA hybrid ribonuclease activity; aspartic-type endopeptidase activity
Source: RefSeq, a predicted model, not a curated record
AUGGAAGAAUGCAGCCCGCAGCCCCCUCUAGUGGACCAGCAGAUUCCACGGUCUUGCCGUUGUGAGCUGCAGAGCCCGCAGAAGCAACCGCCUACCUGGGACGAUUGUCAACAGCUCCUCCAAAUUUUAUUCACUACCAAGGAACGUGAGAGGAUCCAGAUGGAAGCCUGGAAAUCUGUUUUGGGAGAUAACAGGCAACCCACUACCAAUAUAGAUGUGAUUAAUGCCACCUUCCCUUUGACUCAUCCUAAUUGUGACUACGACAUGACUGAAGGGAAACUGUCUAAUAAAACCUCCUGGGUUCAAGGAGCCACAGGAACAAAUCAAUAUUCAUGGACUACCCAAAGAACAGUAGAUCUUGGCAUGGGACGGGUAUUCCACUCAUUCAUGGUAAUUCCAGAAUGCCCUUAUCCACUUCUCGGGAGAGAUAUACUAACCAAAAUAGGAGCACAAAUUCACUUUCAAAACGGAGGGGCAACCAUUAUGGACAGUAAGGGCCAGCCUAUUCACGUGUUAACUGUAAACCUGGAAGAUGAAUAUAGGCUCCACCAACAACCCCCUCCUUCUCCAUCCGAGAAUAUAGAACAGUGGUUAUUAGCCUUUCCUAAGGUGUGGGCUGAGACUGCAGGUGUAGGGUUAGCUAAACACAGGCCACCAGUCUAUGUAGAAAUCAAACCUGGAGCAGACCCGGUCAGAGUCCGCCAGUACCCUAUGUCACGAGAAGCCUGGGAGGGCAUAACCCCCCAUAUCUGGCACGUAUUAAAAUUAGGAAUACUCCGACCCUGUCAGUCCGCCUGGAACACUCCCCUACUCCCUGUUUGAAAACCUCAUUCUAAUGACUAUAGACCAGUACAAGACCUCCGAGAAGUCAAUAAACGAGUCAUGGAUAUUCACCCUACUGUCCCUAACCCAUACACCCUCCUUAGUUCUUUACCCCCAGAUCACCAGUGGUACUCAGUCUUAGAUCUUAAAGAUGCUUUUUUCAGUCUACCACUGGCCCCAAAGAGCCAGGACCUGUUUGCCUUUGAAUGGACUGACCCGACAGAUGGCAUUAGCAGACAACUGACCUGGACGAGGUUACCUCAGGGGCUCAAAAUUUCGCCCACAAUUUUUGAUGAAGUGCUACACAAAGACCUGGGUAAAUUCUGAUCUGAACACCCCGGUCUCACGCUGUUACAAUAUGUAGAUAAUCUCCUAGUUGCUGUAGCAGACUACGAGGCCUGCCUCCAAGGAACAAAAGACCUGCUCCAAACACUAGGAGAUAUGGGAUACCGAGCCUCAGCCAAAAAGGCUCAACUUUGCCAGCCCGAGGUGAGCUAUUUGGGGUACAUAUUAAAAGGAGAAAGAUAGCUGACUAGGGCCCACAAAGAGACUGUGCUAAAAAUCCCUAGACCCAGCACCCCACACGGAGUGCGGGAGUUCCUAGGAUCAGCCGGCUACUGUAGACUUUGGAUAUCAUGUUUUUCAGAACUAGCAAAGCCUCUCUAUGAAGCAACUAAGGAGGGGCAGAAAUUUCAGUGGACAGAGGCCAUGGAAAAAUCCUUUAAUUCACUUAAAACUGCCCUUCUGCCUGCUCCUGCCCUUGGACUGCCUGAUGUAACAAAACCCUUCCAUCUAUACAUUGAUGAAAAUAAAGGGGUAGUGAAAGGAGUUGUAAUCCAACACCUAGGCCCCUGGAAAAGACUGGUAGCCUAUCUCUCAAAAAAAUUAGACCCAGUAGCAGUGGGGUGGCCCCCGUGCUUACCCAUAAUAGCAGCAACAGCCUUGAUAGUCAAAGAUGUGAGCAAACUUACACUGGGGCAAGAACUACAUAUUACCACCCUGCAUGCCAUAGAAGGAACUCUUAAGCAACCUCCUGAUUGAUGGCUUAGCAAUGCACGGCUCACCCACUACCAAGGACUGUUACUGAACCCAAUCAAGAUUAUCUUCCAGUCACCUACGGCACUGAACCCUGCCACCCUGUUACUGGAUCCGGAUUUGGGUGCUCUGCUCCAUAAUUGUGUUGACAUUCUAACUCAAGCGCACGGGAUCCGAGCUGACCUACGAGACACCCUCUUACCAGAUGCUGAGGUUAUCUGGUAUAUGGAUGGGAGAAGCUUUGUGUGUGAUGGACAAAGGUAUGUGGGGGUGGCAGUGGUGACAGAAACUGCAAUAGUUUGGGCUGAGCCGUUACCGGCCGGAACAUCGGCCCAAUGAGCUGAACUAAUAGCAUUGACCAAAGCCCUAACUUUGGGAAAAGACAAAAAGUUAAAUAUUUAUACGGACAGUCAUUAUGCUUUCACCACGGCACAUAUUCAUGGGGCAAUUAAUCGGGAAAGGGGGCUACUAACUGCGGAAGGAAAGAAAAUUAAGAACAAAAAUGAGAUCCUAGAUCUGCUAGCUGCCCUGUGGCUCCCAAAGAAACUUUCCAUCAUUCAUUGUCCGGGGCACCAGAAAAUCACCACCCCAAUUACCCGAGGCAACAAUCUAGCAGACCAAACCACCCAAGAAAUUGCGCUGUCUGCCAACCUAGUAUUAACUUCCAACCUACCUGAUCCUGGGACCAUCCUCCCCGAAAAACUGGGAGAAGAAAUUUUAUUCAAAAUACACCAAACCACCCAUUUAGGAACCAAAAAGAUGCAGGAGUUAUUAAAACGGGCAGACAUAAUAAUUAAAAAUGCUCAAUCUAAAAUUGAAAUAAUUGUUUCUGACUGUAAAGCCUGUCAAUUAACCAAUGUUACUAAAAACCCUCCGAAUCUAGGCUCCAGGUCAAGAGGCAACACACCAGGGACUUGCUGGGAAGUGGACUACACGGAGGUAAAACCAGGGAAAUACGGCUAUAAAUAUUUAUUAGUCUUUAUAGAUACCUUUUCAGGGUGGGUAGAAGCCUUCCCCACCAAGAGAGAAAUGGCCCACAUGGUAGCCAAGAAACUACUAGAAGACAUCCUACCCAGGUAUAGUUUUCCUACUACAAUAGGGUCAGAUAAUGGACUGGCAUUUGUGUCUAAGGUAAUACAGGGUUUAGCAACUAUUCUUGGGGCUGAUUGGAAAUUACAUUGUACCUACAGACCCCAAAGUUCAGGCCAGGUAGAAAGAAUGAACAGAACUCUAAAAGAGACCUUAACCAAAUUAACCAUAGAGACUGACGGAGACUGGGUGACUCUCCUCCCCUUUGCCCUAUUUCAGGUCUGCAACUCUCCUUAUAAAUUAGGAUUGACACCUUUUGAAAUUGUCUUUGGUAGACCUCCACCUAUUACUCCCAGAUUCCAGUCUGAUUUGUUAUGUGAAAUUGAUAAUUGUGAACUCCUUUAUUCUCUUUAAGCCCUGCAACAAACCCAACAGGACAUCUGGCCAAACUUAAGGGCCCUCUACCAAUCUAAUCCCCCUCCCAAACCUCACCGGUACCAGCCAGGUGAUUGGGUGUAUGUGCGGAGACAUCGACAAGAAACUCUACAACCUCGCUGGAAAGGACCCUACAUUGUGAUCCUGACCACACCCACCACCCUCAAAGUUGAUGGAAUAACUUUCUGGAUUCAUCAUACUCACGUCCGCAAAGCCGAUCCUGUCCCUGACCAGGACCCACCAUGGCAUGUCUCCAAGGACCCCAACAAUCCGCUCAAACUAAAACUUCAGCAAUGUGGACCUUACUAG